Molecule: messenger RNA, 2232 nt
Organism: Cornus florida
Lineage: Eukaryota; Viridiplantae; Streptophyta; Magnoliopsida; Cornales; Cornaceae
Exons: 3
Coding region: 1-2232 (743 amino acids)
Source: RefSeq, a predicted model, not a curated record
AUGAUCGGAGAGGCGAACUCAAAUCCUUUGGAGAACGGCCAGCAGACGAAGCUCGAUGAGCUGAUGAACAUGAUCGACGCUUUGAGGAAAGAAAAUGCAGAGUUACGAGCUAGAAUGGAGCGUCGUGAGGCUCCUGCAAUUUCGAGGCCACCUCCUGAAGGAGAGGGAGCUUUACCGUCCCAAGCUGAUCGUCAAGGUGAUCCAGAAGGUGUCAAUCGUGUUGAUCCACGUCGUGAUGAAGUUAUAAUCGGUGAUCUGCCUCCGAAUGUUCGUCGAGUAGAGGAUCGAGAAGGAUCUAUUCAUCUAGAACCGCAUCAUGAACGGAUUAUGAGGGAGGAAGCACCGGCAUAUGAGCAUAGGGUUACGUCACUGUGGCAAAGUGAGUUUACGGAGGACAGGUCGUUAGAUCCGCCUUACCGACCUUCAUUAGCAACAGUUGAUUACCACAGUUCAGAAAGGAAAUCUGCCGAUCGAGGGUUUCCGUCACGAUUUUCAAGGGAAAACGAAGCAUUGCGCUCAUCAGCAAGGACGGUUGCAUCUCCGUUCACUGAUAAAAUUCUGAACGCGCCGAAUCCGAAGAAGUUCUCCAUGCCGGGCUCAAUUGCCAGUUUCCAGGACUUAUGCGAUAAGUUCAUAAGCCAGUACUACGGGAAUAAACGUCCGGCUAAGGAUGUAUUAAGCCUUUUCACAAUGAAGCAGCAUAAGGAUGAACGGCUCCAAGCUUUUCUCACCCGGUUCAACCUCGUUAAAAGCAUGGUAAUGAAGUGUCAUCCGUCCACAGCAGUCCAAGCAUUUAAACUCGCAAUGAACCGGGGGAUGCCAUUCCACACUAGCUUGGUGGUUAAUACGCCAAAGACCAUGGACGAGCUGAACGAGAGAGUUGACGGUUUUGUUCGUCUUGAGGAGGAAGAGGCAGCUAAUUCGAGGAAGACGUCAAUUAUUUCGACGGAAGAGAAGUCCAAAGCCAAGAUCCGGCAAAAACAAGCUCAGCCGCAACGUCACCCCUCAUGGAAGGCGGAAAAGAGGCCCAGGGAGGAGGAAUCAGUCACUCCACUCAGAGUCACCUUAGCGAGGGUAUACCAAGAGAACAAAGAUAAGUUUCAUCCUCCUCUGCCAAUCAGGCAACCUCUUGAACAUAGGGAUCAAACUAAACAUUGUGCUUUCCAUAGUGAUUUUGGACAUCAGACUAACAAAUGCAGGAACCUAAGGAGGCAGGUAGAGAUGCUAAUCGCAAAGGGGGGAUUUGCAAGCUAUGUUCAAGGUCUGGCGCAAGAGCAGAACCGCCCGACUGAGCAGAUCAAGCGGAACCAGAGGCCGAACCAACACAACUCUCAGCCUGUCCGGAUUAUAAAUGCAAUUCGUGGUCAGCCUGAACAAACGACGGAGUCAGAAGAGUUGCUCAGAAUGAGGUUACGCCAGUCCCAGUUGAAAAGAAGGAUUGGCAGUGUGCACGCUUUGCACCAGCAGAACGCGUCCACAUCGAUAAAGUUUGAUAAAACGGACCUGCUACGCGUUCAGAUUCCUCAUGAAGAUCCAUUAGUCGUCAGUCUGACAGUUGCAGAAUGCCUAGUUCGAAGAGUUCUGAUUGAUCCAAGAAGUAGUGCGAAUGUCAUACCCAGGGUGACGUUCGACCGACUGGAGAUUGAACCCGAAAAACUCAAACCCACAGGAAAUCCGUUGCUCGGAUUUGAUGGGAAGCAAGUGGAACCCAUUGGAAUUGUGGAAUUGACAGUACAAGCUGCUAAGCGAGUUUUGACCGAAAGUUUUGUGGUCGUGGAAAUUCAUCCAUCCUACAACCUCUUGAUGGGCAGAGGAUGGAUUCACAGAGUUCAGGGCGUCCUAUCAACCUUACGUCAAGUGAUGCGAUGUUUGGGUCCAGAUGGGACCAAGGUGAUAGACAUACACAGGGACCAGGUUGCAGCUAAAGAAUGUUAUUCAAACCCUCCUCCCAGCAAAGAUAGGGAGGAGGUGCCAUCAGUUCUGACCACAGAACCCCUUUAUGAAGUGAAGAUUAACCAUGAGAAACCGGACCAAACAACAAGGGUGGGAACUAAACUUACUGAAGAAGAAAAACUAGAGUUGACUGAUUUUUUGACUCAGAAUAUAGAUGUAUUCGCAUGGAGCCAUUCAGAUAUGCCAGGGAUAAAUCCUGUUGUAUCCUGUCAUUCUCUCAAUGUAGAUCUGAAUGCAAAGCCAGUGAAGCAGAAGCAGAGAAGAUUUGCUCCAGAAUGA